CUGGAACUAGUUGUUGACAAACAAGAAAUUGUCAGAAACGAGACGAAAUAUUGUCUCCGUUCAUCUAAAUGUAGCAAAACGCUGAUUUUUACACCGCGAUGGAGUUCCACGGCAGUGUUUGGAGAACAUAGACGUCCGUUUCCCGCGGUAUUUUCACUGUGAGAUAAAGCUGAGCAGGUGCAGCGUCCAAGUUACACAGAGGUGUCGGCUGUGGGCAGUCAGCGGGACACAUGGCAGAGGAAGGCAACAAGCUGACACUGAGGCGCCUCGAAGCACCCCUCCACAAGUUCAUUAAGGUGGCUCUACCCACGGACCUGGAGAGGCUGCAGAAACACCACAAUAACAUACUGAAGUACCAACACAGCCAGCAAUGGGACCGCCUUCAUCAGGAGCACAUUAACGCCAGCCGGACCGUUCAGCAACUGAGAGCAAAUAUGAGAGAGAUGGAGAAGCUGUGCGCUCGGGUUCGCCCCGAAGACGCCGCCGCUCUGGAAGCGCUCGUCAAGCCGGUCAGGGACAGAGCGUCCGAAGCUGCACGAGAUUUCCUGCUUUUGCACUCCAACCCUUUGGAGACGCCGCCAUCCUCGCCCGCCACUCGGCCGUCCAGCGGCGGAUCCAGCGAUCCGGGCGAGGAACCGGUGUCUGGCCAGCAAAUUCAGCUCCAGCUACCAGAAAUCCCUCCUGAUCAGAGUGCAGCGGAGUCCUGGGAUAACCUGGAGGAGGAUCUGAAGGCGCUGAGUGGUUUGGUGAUGGAGUUCUCUCUGCUCGUUCAUUCCCAGCAGGAGAAGAUUGACAGCAUAGAGGACAACGUCAACAGAGCCGCUGCCAACGUGGAGGAGGGGACCAGGAGCCUGGGGAAGGCGGUGGGCUACAAGUUGGCGGUGCUGCCGGUUGCCGGGGCGAUCCUGGGCGGUGUGGUAGGAGGUCCUCUCGGCCUGCUGGCUGGGUUUAAAGCUGCAGGGGUGGCCGCGGCUCUCGGGGGGGGCGCGCUCGGGUUCGCAGGCGGCAACCUGGUGCAGAAACACCGCCGAGCUCAAGUGGACCUGCAGAUGAAACAACUGACGGCACCACCACCACCGCCACCGGCAGCAAAUGAACCGGAGCCGAGAAAAGAGAAGUGACCUGGUGAAUAAAUGAGGCUGCUGUGAUGAGCGGCUGAUCACAAGCACAAACUACUCCUCUGGUGGCCCGAGCCUUUUAAAGAGACUCCACGUUAAACUGCAACACCAAGUGUUAAAGCGUUGACGUGAAACUGAUCUGUUAACAGCAGCCUUAUUUCUGGAGUCUUGCCGUGACAUUAACGUGCGUUUACAGGCAGAGAACUUCGUAUUUACACUACAGCUUUCUGUGUGUAGAGAGCGUGACGUCACUGUGAGCUCAAGCCUUUUCUAAAAAGAAACUAAUAACUCGUCCUGCUCGUUGCUGGUUACUAACAAGAGCGCCCUUCUGUUCCUUAGAAAUAACACCCAAAAGGAUAUUCUGCUGCUUUAUAGAUUUGUGGAUAUUUCAGAUGUGAUUGACAAUUAAUGUAACAGUAUCGGUGAUUAUUAGUGAACGCUCUGAAAUGCAGGGUUAUAGUCAGAAAAUAGGAGAACUUGAUGUUUUGGUCUUGUAUGACAACAUGGACAGUUCCCGUAGAUGAGAUGUAUUUUUAAUUUCAAUCUCUAUGCCAACAUUGGUUUUUUUUUUUUUUUGGGGGGGGGGGGGGUUAAUGUCAGGUUUAACAGUGUUUUCUGUUUCUUCAUGGAGAAAAUCCUGUGACUCACUGUAACAGUUACAUGCUCAUUGAAUUAUACUGUAUCCAAAUUGCACUAAAAGAGCCAAAGUGCCAUAGUCCACAAGUGACUUGACUGUGUAAACCUGCUCUGUAUUUAUCACACAGCUCCUGCCAAAUAAAAUGUUUUUCAUUGUC
Molecule: messenger RNA, 1912 nt
Organism: Salarias fasciatus (jewelled blenny)
Lineage: Eukaryota; Metazoa; Chordata; Actinopteri; Blenniiformes; Blenniidae
Gene: stx17
Product: syntaxin 17
Exons: 7
Coding region: 231-1121 (296 amino acids)
Biological process (GO): intracellular protein transport; vesicle fusion; exocytosis
Cellular component (GO): plasma membrane; SNARE complex; endomembrane system
Molecular function (GO): SNAP receptor activity; SNARE binding
Source: RefSeq, a predicted model, not a curated record